CGGCUCCCAGAACUUACCAGCGGGACAAUCGCAAUGAGUGAGGCGGAGAGUGGUUCCCCCAAUGCAGUGGAAAAGAAAGUCCUCGCUAAGGGCGUUCUCGGUACGGUGAAGUGGUUUAAUGUCCGAAAUUGCUAUGGAUUCAUCACAAGGCACGACACACAACAGGAUGUAUUUGUUCAUCAGACUGCCAUCACCAGAAACAAUCCUCGCAAGUACUUACGAAGUGUUGGGAAUGGAGAGAUUGUGGAGUUUGAUGUCGUCGAGGGAGCAAAGACUGUUGAGGCUGCAAAUGUGACUGGCCCAGGAGGUGUUCCAGUCAAAGGGAGUCCCUAUGCCCCAAACCGUCGCCGGUUCCGCAGAGGCUUUGUCAGACGCCAGGCUCGUGUGGCUCCGGGUGAUGAGGUCUCCAUGAGCCAAAUAGCCAGUGUCACUCUGAUCAGGUCCACCUCCCCCUCAGCUGAAGAUGCCCAGUCUGCUUGGUCAUAA
Messenger RNA from Hemiscyllium ocellatum (epaulette shark), 486 nucleotides. RefSeq names its product Y-box-binding protein 2-A-like. Bases 34 to 486 code for a protein of 150 amino acids. Gene Ontology annotation, biological process: regulation of gene expression. The record is from RefSeq and is a predicted model, not a curated record. Lineage: Eukaryota; Metazoa; Chordata; Chondrichthyes; Orectolobiformes; Hemiscylliidae. The transcript has 6 exons. Gene Ontology annotation, cellular component: nucleus. Gene Ontology annotation, molecular function: nucleic acid binding.